This is a messenger RNA of Megalops cyprinoides (Indo-Pacific tarpon), 1267 nucleotides long. It is a transcript of the gene tmem268, whose product is annotated as transmembrane protein 268. Bases 170 to 1222 code for a protein of 350 amino acids. NCBI's taxonomy places the organism in Eukaryota, Metazoa, Chordata, Actinopteri, Elopiformes, Megalopidae. The record is from RefSeq and is a predicted model, not a curated record. The transcript has 9 exons.
GAGAGAGAGAGCACAAGAGAGGAAGAGACAUCAACAGGGAAGUCAAUGGCGUGGUCUCUCACCAUGAAGGGGCGGCUAAACUUCACAACAUUAAAAAAAGAGAGGCGUUCAUGACUACCCUUCAGAUCUCUGGAUCAAUCACACACCAUCAGCACCACAACACUGGGUCAUGCCACACGCGAUGGGUGACCAGGACACCCCCAACGCGGGCGCCCACCCCAGAUCCUCAAAGACUCAAUCAGAAGGCAGCAGGGCACCCCGGUGGGCCAAUGGUGAGUGCAUCCUAGCGGUGCCUUGCUCCUCAUUGCUGAACCCCACGUUUGAUCUGUCAUCUUACAGGCCUCGGCUGGAGACGGCAGGCUUUCAGAUCCCAGUCCAAGACUUUGAGGCCGCCCUUCAGACAGCGCUGGGCUCAGUCUCUGUGCGGAGAUACCUCUUCUUCAACUCCGCCAUCUUCCAUUUCUUCAUGGCACCGGUGAUGUAUGUGGUGGUGUGGUGUGGGGUGUAUUCCACCCUACACCUGUACCUGAGUAUCUACCUCACCUCUUUCUGGAUCCUCUGCCUGUCCGUCAGCCUGGUGGCCAUCAUCAUCACCUCUGCCAUCAUCCUCAUCCUCAAUCACAGCAACAAACAGAUCAACAUCAACACAGACGUCAGGCUGAUCCAGGUGAACGAAAGGUUAAUGAAACACAACCUGCUGGUGGGCGUGGCAGACUGGGUGCACCACUGCACCGGGAUUUUACAGUUGUUCUGUGUGUACUGGGACCUCUCCCCUUGCCUCUCAGCGCUGACGGACACUCUGGAGGGGAUGAGUUUCGCCAGGCGUGAGCUGCAGUCCAAACUCCACAAAAACAUGUCCCACCUCAGCCUCGUCACAGAGGUCACACCCUUCGACUCUGAGGCCGGAUCAGCCAGUGAAGAGGGGUCUGAGGAAGAGAGGCCGCUGUUGGUAGAGAAUGAGGAGAGAGCACGCAGUACCACAACCAACCAGCGGGAGGAGACAAAACUCACCAAGGACUACAGCCUGGUGCCACACCACUCCCUCUCUGCCCAGGCCACAGCUCACCAGCUUUUACUGACGUACAGUGCAACCUAUGUGAGGCUCCUGGUGUCUGAGAGGCUCCCCCGCUCGUCACAGUGCCCCCUGUACUCUGGGAGGACUCAUUGCAGCACUGCCCCUCUCUGCCUCUGUCAGUACGUCCACAGAGGCGUGCUGAGAUAACCUAUAGGGUAGAGAGGGCAGGGACAGGGUGUGCACGAGACAAAA